AUGGCCUACUUCGAUGAGAAAGCGAAGGAAGAUCCAGAUUUCUUCUACAGGGUAAGAUUGGACGAUGAGGACCGUGUGAGGAACAUGUAUUGGGUGGAUGGUGCUGCAAGAAGAGCCUACAAACAUUUCCGAGAUUGCAUUUCAUUCGACGCGACAUAUCUCACUAAUAUGUACAAGAUGCCAUGCGCUCCAUUCAUAGGAAUAAAUAACCACAACCAGUCAUUGCAGUUCAGAUGCGGGCUCAUUCGGAAUGAAGAGACGGAUGGGUACGUUUGGGUGUUCAAGACCUUCUUGGAGUGCAUGGGUGGACUUGCUCCGAUGAACAUAAUAACAGACCAGGAUUUUAGCAUGCGUGCGGGCAUAGAGGAGGUCUUUCCGUUGGCAGUGCACAUGCACUGCAGGUGGCACAUUAUAAAGAAGGCUGAGGAGACACUAGGACCGUUCUUUGCUGACCGUCCAGACCUGCACAAGGCAUUCGAGCUGUGCGUGGACCACAGCUUGACGGUGGAGGAGUUUGAAAGGAGCUGCAUGGCUAUGAUUGAAACAUAUCAAGUCCAAGACCACGAGACGCUUGCUAGCUUGUGGGAGAAGCGAAUGUACUGGGUGCCGGCCUACUUCAUGCAGUGCUUCUUCCCGUUUCUGCAGACUACACAGCGCAGUGAGGGGUUCAAUGCUGUUUUGAAGCGGUACGUGAGCCCUGGCAACUCAUUACUACAAUUUGCCAAGCAGUACACCGCUUUGCAACAAAAAAUACUGGGAUCCGAGCUACAGCAAGAAGCAAACACCGCGCUCAAGCAGCCAAAAUUGCUAACGUAUUUACCAAUGGAGAGGCAGAUGAGCAAGAUAUACACCAACACGAUUUUUAACAAAUUCCAGGAAGAAAUAAAGCGUGCCAGCAUGUACACGGCUUUCCAGCUGGACGAACAUACGUUCAAGGUGUGUUCUAGCAUGGGUAUGUCGGAUUCAGAACCUGAAGACCCAGACAAGGGAAAGAACUACUUUGUGAAGCAUCGAUAA
Molecule: messenger RNA, 1017 nt
Organism: Aegilops tauschii subsp. strangulata
Lineage: Eukaryota; Viridiplantae; Streptophyta; Magnoliopsida; Poales; Poaceae
Product: protein FAR1-RELATED SEQUENCE 5-like
Biological process (GO): regulation of DNA-templated transcription
Source: RefSeq, a predicted model, not a curated record